This is a messenger RNA of Meriones unguiculatus (Mongolian gerbil), 943 nucleotides long. Its product is annotated as olfactory receptor 8G50. NCBI's taxonomy places the organism in Eukaryota, Metazoa, Chordata, Mammalia, Rodentia, Muridae. Gene Ontology annotation, cellular component: membrane. Bases 7 to 930 code for a protein of 307 amino acids. Gene Ontology annotation, biological process: sensory perception of smell; G protein-coupled receptor signaling pathway. Gene Ontology annotation, molecular function: olfactory receptor activity; odorant binding; G protein-coupled receptor activity. The record is from RefSeq and is a predicted model, not a curated record. The transcript has a single exon.
GGCCAAAUGGCAGAAAGAAAUUCCUCAGUGACUGAGUUUAUCCUUGCUGGGUUAACAGACCAACCAGAGCUGCAGCUGCCCCUAUUCCUCAUCUUCCUUGCAAUCUACCUGUUUACGGUGCUGGGCAACCUGGGCAUGAUCAUCCUGAUCCUGCUCAGCUCCCACCUGCACACCCCCAUGUACUUCUUCCUCAGCAGUCUGUCCUUCAUUGACCUCUGUUAUUCCACUGUCAUUACUCCGAAGAUGCUGGUGAACUUUGUGUCAGAGAAGAACAUCAUCACUUAUCAGGAAUGUAUGACUCAGCUCUAUUUCUUCAUUUCUUUUGUUAUAUCAGAGUGUCACAUGCUGGCUGCAAUGGCAUAUGACCGCUACAUUGCGAUUUGUAAUCCCUUGCUCUACAAUGUCACCAUGUCUUACCAAGUCUGUUCCUGGAUGGUAGUUGGCGUGUAUGGCAUGGGCAUCAUCGGUGCAGCAGUUCAUACUCUCUGCAUGCUAGGAGUGGUUUUCUGUAAGGCUAAUAUAAUAAACCAUUACUUCUGUGAUCUUUUUCCAUUGAUGGAGCUUGCCUGCUCCAGUACUUAUGUCAAUGAGGUAGUACUCCUAUGCCUUAGUACUUUCAAUAUUUUUAUUCCAACCCUGACCAUCCUGGGUUCUUACAUCUUCAUAAUUGCUUGCAUCCUCCGUAUCAAAUCCACCGAGGGAAGAUUCAAAGCCUUCAGCACCUGUAGCUCCCACUUCUCUGCCGUUGCUGUCUUCUUUGGUUCCCUGGCAUUCAUGUACCUACAGCCCUUCUCAGUCAACUCCAAAGACAAAGGCAAAGUGUCCUCUGUGUUUUAUACCACUAUUGUGCCCAUGUUGAAUCCCAUGAUCUAUAGCCUAAGGAAUAGGGAUGUCAAACUUGCUCUAAAUAAGUUUUUUCAAAAAACAUAAGUUCCAUGUGUAA